AUGUUGGAGAAUUAUCCCCUAGAUAUUCUUCGGACGAUCGUAUCACAACUUGAUGAUCGGGUUGACCUGAAAAGCUUGUCCGAAACAUCACGGUUUUGGAACGAAGUCACUAAUCCGUUUCUAUACAGAAAUAUCUUUAUUUCAACCUCUAGGAACGAUUAUGGCAUAAUCCAGGCUCACCAGAGAGCGGGAGUACUUCAAUAUACCAGGAAUAUUCAAGUUUUAUGCAACAAAUCUCUAACUGGGCCCAAUGAUUUCGAUUUUGAAGACUAUUCCCCUUGCACCGACUCACCCAACCACUAUUGCACCAGAUUCGAUAGCAAUGAAAGUGUGAUUGAUUCUCUUUAUAACUGGGAUCUUUACCAAGGUCUCAGUAGUGCCGAGCAAGCGGAUAAGAAGCGGUGGAUAGAUCCUGAUGGCGACCCUAAAUUUUAUCCUGAAUUAUUCAACCUUGGAUCCAGGCGGAGGAUACUGUCCGUAUUAAUAAGAUGCAGGGAGGGAUUUUUGAAGAGUUUUAGGUUAAAACGCCUGGCAAUACUUAAUGUGGAAGAAUCCACGUUUAUUGACCAUGAAUCCGAAGUAAAGAAUAUCCGGGACUGCGUGACACUCAACUGCGGUCAACUGGAGUACCUUGAAAUCAGCUGCAUAUACUGGCAGCUCUUGGGCGAUGAAUAUGAUAUCGAGGACCAGCACUUCACGGAGGCGCUGAUAAAGCCAUGUCGAAAUGAUCAGCUCCGGUUCCCGAAUAUACAGCAUCUCGUACUCGAAGGAUAUCUAUUCAACAAAGGCCGAGUUAGCUUACUCAAGGAUUUGAAUCCAGAGGUGCUGCACACCCUGUCCUUAAGAUCUUGCCUUUUCUGGGAGGAUUUAUUACCCUUACUUAACUCUGAGGACCGCCCUUUUCAUCUACGAACGUUGGAGGUGCAGGCAUACUCCGGAUCUUUACCUGGAGUGAUGGAUCGGCAGACCGAGGAGUGCCAUGAACUAGCAAAUUAUAUCGAGAAAUGUCAACCACUCGAAAACGUAUUUAUUGCAAUAGAACGGGCAUUUGGUCUUGAGCGACUCUGGAAAUCGCUCCUUCGGCACCGAAAGACACUCAAGUCCUUUGCUUUCUACUCUCUUCCCGGCAAAACUGAAGGUCCACAUGCUGCUCCAACACCGUACUAUGUCCCGAACCUUUCAUUUGACCCUCCGUACCACAAUGAGAUAGAACCCGAGAGGUUGACUUUGAAGCAUCUGGAUUUGGAGCUGCUCGGGGUCAGCUAUGAGCCAAGAUACCUGGUGUGUUUUGAUUCUGGUUCAAUGCUCUGGGAAAAAUACUAA
Trichophyton benhamiae CBS 112371 is the source of this 1323-nucleotide messenger RNA. RefSeq lists its product as uncharacterized. The transcript is spliced from 2 exons. Gene Ontology annotation, molecular function: protein binding. NCBI's taxonomy places the organism in Eukaryota, Fungi, Ascomycota, Eurotiomycetes, Onygenales, Arthrodermataceae. The coding region runs from base 1 to 1323 and encodes 440 amino acids. The record is from RefSeq and is a predicted model, not a curated record.